Messenger RNA from Elaeis guineensis (African oil palm), 1092 nucleotides. NCBI's taxonomy places the organism in Eukaryota, Viridiplantae, Streptophyta, Magnoliopsida, Arecales, Arecaceae. The record is from RefSeq and is a predicted model, not a curated record.
AUGGGUCUCUCAAAGGAAUGGUUUCCGUUGUUGCUUCUCCUUCUUGUUGCCGCUCAGUUGAGUGCAACCGUGCUUGCUAAUUUCGGUGGCGAUGAUGAUGGACAGCUCGGCGGCCCCGAUCGGUUCGGUGGCGGCCCGUUCGGCCAUGGCCGGUUUGGCGGUGACUGCGGCCGCUUCCACUUCCAUGGGUGCAGAGGUCGUUUUGGUCGAGGUCCUUGGGGUGGUGGUGGUGGCCUCGGAGGUGGCGGUGGCGGCGGGUUUGGUGGUGGCGGUGGAGGUGGUCUCGGCCACGGGCAUGGUGGAGGGUUUGGAGCUGGGGGUGGUAUAGGCGGAGGUGCCGGUGGUGGUGUAGGCGGUGGUGGGGGUUUUGGAGGAGGUGGUGGUGGUGCGGGCCAUGGUGGAGGCUUCGGAGCUGGUGGAGGCGUUGGUGGCGGUGCCGGCGGCGGCGUCGGAGGUGGUGGAGGUUUGGGAGGUGGAGGUGGCGGUGGCGUCGGUGGUGGAGGUGGAGCGGGAGGAGGUGCAGGUGGAGGGUUUGGUGGGGGCGCUGGAGGAGGAGUUGGAGGUGGUGGAGGUCUCGGAGGGGGCGGCGGCGGUGGCCUUGGUGGUGGAGGUGGCCAUGGUGGAGGUUUGGGAGCUGGCGGCGGUGUAGGCGGUGGCGCUGGAGGUGGUGGCGGAGGCGGCCUUGGUGGUGGAAGCGGCCACGGAGGAGGAUUUGGAGCUGGCGGUGGACUCGGUGGUGGCAAAGGGGGCGGUGUCGGAGGAGGAGGAGGCUUUGGGGGCGGAGGUGGUGGAGGACUCGGUGGUGGGUCGGGUCAUGGCGGAGGGUUCGGUGCGGGUGGCGGCGCAGGAGGCGGUGCAGGUGGAGGUGUCGGUGGUGGAGGAGGCUUCGGAGGAGGCGGUGGUGGGGCCGGCAGCGGCGGUGGCUUUGGCGCGGGUGGUGGACUAGGACAUGGUGAAGGAAUAGGAGGUGGAGGUGGUGGUCUUGGCGGGGGACACGGGAUCGGUGUUGGCAUUGGAGUAGGAGUGGGGAUUGGUGUCGGUGUUGGAGUUGGUGCGGGUGCAGGCGGCGGUGGCGGUGGCGGUGGACGUUGA